Ostreococcus lucimarinus CCE9901 is the source of this 1242-nucleotide messenger RNA. RefSeq lists its product with no specific name. The record is from RefSeq and is a predicted model, not a curated record. Lineage: Eukaryota; Viridiplantae; Chlorophyta; Mamiellophyceae; Mamiellales; Bathycoccaceae. Gene Ontology annotation, molecular function: pyridoxal phosphate binding. Bases 79 to 1242 code for a protein of 387 amino acids. Gene Ontology annotation, biological process: biosynthetic process. The transcript has 2 exons.
CGACGCGAUCGACGCGCGCGCGCGCGUCGACCGAGGACGACGGUCCGGCGACGUCGCGACGCGCGGCGACGCUGAGGAAUGAGGGCGCUCGCGGCGCUCGAGCGACGAAGCGACGCGAAGGGCGCGAAGCGAGUGCUGCGAUUGGAGAUCGGACAGCCGGGAUUCGCGACGCCGGCGCGCGUGUGCGACGCGGCGGUGCGAGCGAUCGAGGGAGGGGAGACGAAGUACGCGGCGCCGAGCGGCGCGCCGAGGCUGCGCGAAGCCGUCGCGGAGUAUCUCGUGAGAACGCGAGGCGUGGCGUACGAGGCGGAAAACGUGGUCGUGGGACCGGGCGCGAAGCCGGGGCUGUUUUUGCCGACGCUCGCGUGUUGCGAUCCGGGAGAUGAGGUGGUGUAUCCGGAUCCCGGAUUUCCGACGUACGCGGCGAUGUGCGCGGCGGCGGGCGCGACGCCGAGACCGGUGCCUCUGCGGAGCGAUGGCGCGAGUUUCGACAUGGCGGCGCUGGAGGCGAGCGUGAACGAGAAGACGAAGAUGAUCGUGAUCAAUUCUCCGGGGAAUCCGACCGGUGGGGUGAUGCCGAGAGAGGACGUGGCGGCGGUCGCGCGGCUGGCGAAAAAGUUCAACUGUUGGGUGAUGAGCGAUGAAAUAUAUUCGCGAUUGAUUUACGACGACGAGGAGGAGGGGGGGGAGAACGACGAGAAGAUAUUCAGCAUCUGUGCCUUGGAUGGGAUGAAGGAGCGCACGAUUUUAGUCGACGGCUUCAGCAAGACCUAUUGCAUGACCGGGUGGCGUCUCGGCUGGGUGGCGUGCCCGAAACAUCUCGCCGAGAAGAUCAAACUUCUCACCGUACACAGCGUUGGCUGCGUCGCUGCGUUCACGCAAAUCGCCGGCGUCGAGGCGCUCACGGGCCCUCAAGACUCGGUGAAGGCGAUGCGAGACGAAUAUCGCGUCCGACGCGACUUCGUCGUCGACGCCCUCAACGACAUCCCCGGCAUCUCCUGUCCCGUGCCCAAGGGCGCUUUUUACGCCUUCCCGUCUUUUGACUUCCCCGACGUCACCGCCCAAGAGCUCGCGGAUUACCUCUUAGAGGACGCCCGCGUCGCGCUCUUGCCCGGCACCGACUUCGGCGCCGCGGGCGAGCGUCACUUGCGACUCUCCUACGUCGGCGAGCUCUCCGAUCUCCGCGAAGCCAUGGCGCGGAUCAAGACGUCUCUGGCCAAGCGCUUUCCCGACUUCGUUUAA